Molecule: messenger RNA, 303 nt
Organism: Cylindrotheca closterium
Lineage: Eukaryota; Bacillariophyta; Bacillariophyceae; Bacillariales; Bacillariaceae
Source: the annotation of a GenBank genome assembly
AUGCCGAACGCUCAAUCAUCAUCCUGCUCUUCUCCGGCGCAGCCUCCAAGCUAUCCCAUUGAAAACUCACUGACCUCCUUGCUUGGAACAGCAAUUGCUUCUUCACAGCAAGACGCCUCUCAACUGAGGCUGCCAACUUUCCAGAACAACAACAACAACAACAGAAGCAGCCAAGACCUUUCUGAAGUACUGGGUCAAGUUCUGGAGAUCAUGGGCAGUGACUUUCCUCUUUCGAUGGAUGAGAUGGACGGUUUCUUCGACAAGCGAGUUGCUUCUUCUCCUCAUGCAGGAGCGAAACAGUAA